UCCAGCCAGCCAAAGGAGAGAAGUGGGCGACACUAAGAGACAGAGACUGGAUCCAGAGGAGAGAAACAAACAGUCCGUCAGAGUGAAAGUGAGAGGGAACGGGAGCUGUGGGACGUGUGGUGAAAAUGGCUCAACGUCUGCGUUUGUACUUUGGCUCAGGCCGCAGUAACACAGCGCCUGAGUUUUUGGAAGGAGACUCUGAGGAUCAGCAGGGAGACAAUGACAUGGUCACGGUGCUCCGCAUGCAGACGCCUCUGGAUUCAACGCUUUCUCAAGAGCCAGCUGCGCAACAUGCCCCACCAAGAGCUUCGCGGUCGGAGCCUUCGCUUAAACGCAGCUCCUCCAUGUUCAUACCCCAGCUUGCCACCUACACUGAGCCGCGGCCCACCAAGAGCUCCUCUAUGCACAUCUCCCUCCAGCGCUCCAAUGGUUCAAGUAAUGGAGAUUCCCGUGGUUAUGUUGAUGAUUAUGAUGUCCCGCCACCCUGCUAUACUCCUCCAGGACCGGCUCCUGCCUAUACCGAACCACAGAUCGAAACAGAUGUUCCACGACAGUCGCCUCCUCCGUACUACAGCCCAGAUACUUUAAACUCACAAACUUUUCUAACAGAUCCGAACUUACCCAAACGCAGGGUCUUUAGUAUUGGAGCCAAUGGCCAUACUAUGUACAGCAGAGCCCAACCUGGUAUCAGUGUUGGUGGGAUUUGUAUUCAGAGAGACUCUGCUGACGGUUCUGAUAUCCAGCAUUUCAGAAUCCACCCUUAUGGUGGCACUGGCUGGUCCGUCCAGCAGCAAAGCUUGGACCAGUGCUCUGUUGUUAAUGGUGGAACACAGAGACUAGUGUUUCAGCUCCAGCAAAAUCAGAACCAGGAUCAGAGCCAGGCUAGGAAACAGGCUGCGCCAUCCCAGGAAGAAUGCACAGAUGUUGGCUUUGCCAGCUCAAGAGGUAGCCGUAUGGUGCGUUACCCAAGAAUUCGACUGGAGAGAAGCGCGUCUCAUCAGAGGCUGUUGCUGGACAAUCAACACCAAGAAAAUCAACACCAAGAAAAUGGUGCAGAUAGCCAAGCUAUAGAGGAGAACCAAACAGACAUUGAGACUCAGCGAAUCGAAGCAAGAAACAAAUCUAAUGGUUGUACUUUCAAAAUCAGUGGGGAUUCUUCCAGGAGGCAGCCUCAUUUCAAGAUAUAUUUUACCCAAGGCGGAGGUGGAGAUCAGGAUGUGAGCCCUGACAAUGAUUCCACGAGGAAUAAUCCCAAGACCAGAGAUGAUUUCCUGGGACAGGUUGAUGUUCCUCUUAGUCAUUUGCCGACGGAGGACCCUGCUAUGGAGCGGCCCUACACAUUUAAAGACUUCCUGUUGCGGCCCAGAAGUCACAAGUCCAGGGUGAAGGGUUACCUGCGUCUGAAGAUGGCCUAUCUGCCCAAAAUAGGAGGACCCGAGGAAGAGGCUGGAGAGAUGAGGGAGGAGGCUGAGGGAUGGGAUGAGACUGCUGACUCGGGCUCUCAGCGACCCCAGCAGCUGCUUCCUCCGUUGCCUCCAGGCUGGGAAGAGAAGGUGGACAACCUUGGACGCACUUAUUACGUCAACCACAACAAACGCAGUACACAGUGGAAACGGCCCUCCAACAUGGAUGUGAUUUCAGAGACUGAGAGUGAUAAUCAGCAGCGGCAGAUCCAUCAGGAAGCACAUCGCGUUUUCCGUUCGAGACGCCACAUCAGCGAAGACUUAGAGAACGAGCACAUGGAGCCCAGAGACCUAGACAAUUCCUGGGAGCUCAUCACAGAAGAGGAUCCGACCGACAGCCAGUCGCUGCCUGGCCGCUCCAACAGCUUGACACCACAACUACCAUCGACACCUGUCACCCAGGAGUUCUCUGAAGAUUUAAAUCUGAGGCUGUCGCUCACUCCCGACACCAACGGGGAAGUCGCGGGGCCCAGCUCUGCUCUGAACCAGCUGUCAAACAGACUCCGAUCCUCAAGUAUGACGGAUGGUGUCAGUGAUCAGGCCCCGGCUGCUCCUCUUAUGCAGCAGGGUUCCCAGACCAGAAGAACAAGAGCUCAAACAGUCUCAGGUGGUGAGGAGUCUAUGUCUCCCUCAGCGACUGCUUACGCCUUGACCACCCCUGGCCUGCCCCCUGGAUGGGAGGAGAGGAAGGACGGCAAAGGAAGAACUUAUUUCGUCAACCAUAACAGCCGCACCACUACCUGGACUAGGCCAAUUGUGCAGCUGACUGAAGACGGAGCCAGCACCUCAGCAGCAGCAGCAGCAGCAUCAGGAGGAGCCUCGUCCCUGGAACCCCCACCCACCCCCUCCUCCUCCUCUUCCAAUGCCUCCAACAACCACCUCCAUGAGCCCCAAGUCCGACGACCUCGUAGCCUCAGCUCCCCGACUGUCACCCUUUCCACUCCCAUGGAGGGAGCCAACAACAUUCAGGUGCGGAGGGCUGUGAAGGACACGUUCUCCAACCCGCAGUCUCCCCAGCCGUCCCCCUACAGCUCCCCCAAGUCACAGCCCAAAACACAGCAGAGCUUCCUGCCCCCGGGCUGGGAGAUGAGGAUAGCCCCCAAUGCACGGCCUUUCUUCAUCGACCACAACAGCAGAAUCACCACCUGGGAAGAUCCCAGGUUGAAAUAUCCCGUCCAUUUGAGGACUAAGAACUCAAUGGAGCCCGGGGAACUUGGGCCUCUUCCUCCUGGAUGGGAAGAAAGAAUUCAUUCAGACGGACGCACCUUCUACAUCGACCACAAUACAAAGAACACGCAGUGGGAGGACCCUCGUCUGCAGAGUCCAGCUAUCACAGGACCCGCUGUUCCCUACUCCAGAGAGUUCAAGCAGAAAUACGACUACUUCCGAAAGAAGUUGAAGAAACCGGCUGACAUUCCCAACCGAUUCGAGAUGAAGUUACACAGGAACAACAUCUUUGAGGAGUCGUACCGUCGCAUCAUGUCCCUGAAGAGGCCGGAUGUUCUGAAGGCGCGGCUGUGGAUCGAGUUUGAGUCAGAGAAAGGAUUGGACUACGGCGGUGUGGCCAGAGAGUGGUUCUUCCUCUUAUCCAAGGAGAUGUUCAAUCCUUACUACGGCCUGUUCGAAUACUCUGCUACAGACAACUACACUCUCCAAAUCAAUCCCAACUCUGGCCUGUGCAACGAGGAUCAUCUCUCCUACUUCAAGUUCAUCGGACGUGUGGCAGGAAUGGCUGUGUUUCAUGGAAAACUACUGGAUGGUUUCUUCAUCAGACCCUUCUACAAGAUGAUGCUGGGAAAACAGAUCUCCCUUAAAGACAUGGAGUCGGUGGACAGUGAAUACUACAACUCUCUGAAGUGGAUCCUGGAGAACGAUCCCACUGAGCUGGACCUGAGGUUCUGUAUUGACGAGGACAACUUUGGACAGACGUACCAGGUGGACCUGAAGCCCAGCGGCUCAGACAUGGUGGUCACCAACGACAACAAAAAGGAAUACAUUGACCUGGUCAUCCAGUGGAGGUUUGUCAACCGGGUCCAGAAGCAGAUGAACGCCUUCCUGGAGGGCUUCACUGAGCUUAUUAUCAUAGAUCUGAUCAAGAUCUUCGAUGAAAACGAACUGGAGCUGCUCAUGUGCGGUCUUGGUGACGUCGACGUCAACGACUGGCGGCAGCACACGGUUUACAAGAACGGCUACUGUCCCAACCAUCCUGUCAUACAGUGGUUCUGGAAGGUUGUCCUGUUGAUGGACGCUGAGAAGAGGAUCCGGCUCCUCCAGUUUGUUACGGGAACAUCACGAGUGCCCAUGAAUGGCUUUGCCGAGCUUUAUGGUUCUAAUGGACCUCAGCUGUUCACAAUCGAGCAGUGGGGAACACCAGAGAAGUUGCCAAGAGCUCACACAUGUUUCAACCGCUUGGAUCUGCCCACUUACGAAUCCUUUGAGGACCUGAGAGAGAAACUCCUCAUGGCUGUGGAGAACGCGCAGGGCUUCGAGGGGGUCGACUAAGGCAGCGGCCUCUGACUGCAUCCAAACCAAACCAACAAACAAAAAAAUAAACAAAACAAAAAGCCACAGGGAUAUCAAACCAGCUGCUGUAGCAGUUCUGUGCGAGCAUGUUGUACUGUAACGCCUGACUGUGAGUCACCUCCACAGCACGGUGGCUUGAGACUGUACAGCGAUUUGUCGAGCAAAUAUGCCUACGUCUUUAAAUGUUUUCAGAGUGGGUAGGUCACUCCUUAAAGGUGCUGGGGGAAAGAACGGGAGAGUCGCACUGUUGAAUGCUGAAAUCUAUUAUCCACAGGCAUGAGCGAUGAAUGAGCUGGCCCCUGAUCUGCCGUUUCUUUCCCCUCUACCCUCGUCCUGUGAAAAUCUACAGUGCUGGAAAACACUAAUGCAUUUCAAUAGCUCCUUUCUAUAAACUCUAUAGCACAGUAUUCAAGCACCCUUCGAUGGAGGGGUUUUAGCAUGGCCUUAAUCUGGCUCCUACAUGCACUAUUUCUCUAAGAAACUGCAAUGGCACUAUGAUCACAACUCUGUCAAAUCCUUAGACCAACACCAGAUUACCUUAGGAAUGCUAGCCAAUCACAUUUCAGGAAAUCGGCCACACCCCUCCGUAGAGCCUUGUCUAAAUGUUGUGUGAUCAGAAAUCGCCGCCGCAGCCUUUUUGUAGAAUAACGUUUUUUUUUUUUUUUUGCCACAGGUAAGGAUUCGAGAAUGGAGGAUUAAAUAAUCCCAAAAAAUUAUUAUUAUUAUUUUUUUUAGCUUUUGUCAUCAUGAAAUAGUUUUUUUUUUCUUUCGUUUUUUUAAAUCAUUGGUAUAAUUCUUGCAGGAAAAAUACUCUCAACACAUUUGUACUGAUGAACAAUGUUUACUAUUUUGACGAUUCUAUACGACAUGGUGUGUGACGUGUAAAUCUGGCUAGUCUGGGAAAUAAUUAAUCCAUAUCAUUUGUUAUGGUGAUAGCAAAUGUGUUGAAUAAAAUGUUUUUUUAUUGUAGUGCUAUGAAAGCAGCAUGAAAUUGUACCUUGUGUUUGCUUUGACUACAUCGUAGUGAUUUGGACGUGUAAUCGGUCGUGAGGUCGAGAAGGGAAAACUUAAACCUUGGGGAUCGUUUCUCUGAGACGUUUUGCGUCAUGAUUAUAUUAAUAUUCUCAUGCCUGUUGCUGUUCAUAAUGCUGUAAAUUGUUCUUGGAAACACAUUUUAAGUUCUUUCAUGAUAUAUAAAUAUAUGUGAAUAUGAAUUUAACAGAAGUAUUACUGAUCAAAAACACUAAAAAUGAAGCUGUGUGUGUGUGUGCACGGGUGUUUGAGAGAAAAGCUGUGAUUGCCACUGAAUAUAAAGCAGCACGUUUCUUACAAAGAAAAACCUUUCUUUUCUUUUUAUGUUUUUUUGUUUCUCUCCUUUUUCUAACACCAUUGAACCUAAAGGGCACUUUAUAGAUCACUCUGAGGUCAUGUCGCCUAUUGUAUGUCUUGUCUUUAACUUGAAUGUGAUUCUUCCCCUCCCCCCCCCCCCCAUUCAGAGCACUUACCUGGUGCAAUAUUCAUAGUCUGUAAAUGUGGGCUGCUGCUAAGGUAGAAAAAGUUGACAGAAGUGAAGCAGAAACUUCACAUCCUUUUAGUCUUCUCUGUUUUCUCUUGUCCCUUUUCUCUACCUUGUUUUCCUCUCUUUGUGUUUCCUCCCUCCUGUGACCCCCCCCCCCCCCACACCCAAAUUGACUUGGUAAAGAUUAGUCCUUUUUUUAAUGAAUGACGUGAAAUAUCACUUUUGUUAAAGAUUCCAACACUCUCUGCAACUCUUUGUGGUUCAUUUAACUUCAGUCAAAUAAAAAUGAAACUUCUCAGAAAGUGUUGUUAGAGUU
Cottoperca gobio is the source of this 5821-nucleotide messenger RNA. It is a transcript of the gene nedd4l, whose product is annotated as NEDD4 like E3 ubiquitin protein ligase. NCBI's taxonomy places the organism in Eukaryota, Metazoa, Chordata, Actinopteri, Perciformes, Bovichtidae. The transcript is spliced from 27 exons. Bases 126 to 3965 code for a protein of 1279 amino acids. Gene Ontology annotation, biological process: regulation of dendrite morphogenesis; protein ubiquitination; ubiquitin-dependent protein catabolic process. Gene Ontology annotation, molecular function: ubiquitin protein ligase activity; sodium channel inhibitor activity; protein binding. Gene Ontology annotation, cellular component: cytoplasm. The record is from RefSeq and is a predicted model, not a curated record.